AUGGAUUUCAACCUUCUAACAGACUCUGAGGCUCGCAGUCCUGCCCUCUCUCUGUCUGACUCUGGAACACCUCAACAUGAUCACAGCUGCAAAGGGCAGGAUCACAGUGACACAGAAAAGUCUCAACAAAACCAAACAGAUGACUCCAAUCCUGAAGAUGGAUCACUUAAGAAGAAACAAAGGAGGCAGAGGACACAUUUUACCAGUCAACAACUCCAAGAGCUUGAGGCCACCUUCCAGAGGAACCGUUACCCAGACAUGAGCACCAGGGAGGAAAUCGCAGUGUGGACCAACCUCACGGAGGCCAGAGUUAGGGUAUGGUUCAAGAACCGGAGAGCCAAGUGGAGAAAACGAGAACGAAAUCAGCAAGCUGAACUUUGCAAGAAUAGCUUUGGAGCCCAAUUUAAUGGACUUAUGCAGCCCUAUGAUGACAUGUACUCUGGAUACUCUUAUAACAACUGGGCUACCAAAAGUCUUGCAACUAGUCCCCUCUCUGCUAAAAGCUUUCCAUUUUUUAACUCCAUGAAUUCUCCACCCAACUCGAUAGCCUCUAUGACCAUGCCUUCUUCUAUGGUUCCAUCAGCAGUGACUGGAGUUCCAGGCUCUAGCCUUAAUAAUUUGGGGAAUAUCAACAACCUUAACAGCCCCGGUCUCAAUUCUGCUGUCUCAGCCAGUGCCUGCCCCUAUGCCUCUUCAGCGAGUCCCUACAUGUACAGGGACACAUGCAACUCAAGCCUUGCAAGUUUAAGGCUGAAAGCUAAACAACAUGCUAACUUCACGUACCCAGCAGUACAGACUCCGGCUUCAAAUCUAAGCCCAUGUCAGUAUGCUGUGGACCGGCCAGUAUGA
Molecule: messenger RNA, 849 nt
Organism: Staurois parvus
Lineage: Eukaryota; Metazoa; Chordata; Amphibia; Anura; Ranidae
Source: the annotation of a GenBank genome assembly